UCUCUUCCACAAUGGAGAACACUGCCUCUUGAUCUUUAAUUGAAGGCGACCCAUUGUCUUACUGAAACUGUGGAAUACCUGGUCAUUGCUCUCCAACAUCCCAACAAAACACAAAACACAAAACACAAAUCACAGUGUCUUUCAUUCUGUGGCUUAAGCAAUUGACUUUGAACGAUGCGCGCCUUAGCAGCUCACCUUAACACUCUGUUGUUCAAAAGAAGGCAUUGGAAUGCGCAAUCUCGGAACUUCUCAUCAUUUAAUGGAAAAGAUGAAGCCUCUCUUGAACAGGAAACCGAGAGGAAAAUCGGAUGGUUGUUGAUACUCUUCUUUGCUGGCACUGCAACUUUUGUUGCUUAUCAGUUCUUUCCUUACAUGGGAGAUAAUUUGUUGAACCAAUCUGUUUCACUUUUGCAUGUUAAGGAUCCAUUGUUUAAGAGAAUGGGGGCUUCUAGAUUUGCCCGUUUUGCAAUCGACGAUCAAAGAAGGAUGAAAAUAGUUGAGAUUGGUGGAGCUCAAGAGCUCUUAAAUAUGUUGGGAUCUGCGAAAGAUGAACGAACUCAGAAAGAGGCGAUGAAAGCUCUUAGUGCACUGUCAAAUUUAGAUGAAGCAGUCAAAGCUUUGCACAAUGCUGGGGCAAUCUCAGUUAUAAAGUCUACCCCAGACACCUUUGAAGAGGCCGAAAUCGGGACAUACAAAUCGAACUUACUGAAGAGAUUUCAAGAUUUGAGAUGUGAUAUUUCAUCUUCAAAAGUUCUUUAACUCUUUGAAUUUGGGGCUGCAGUUAAAAGAAAACUCUAUUCUAUAGGAACAUGAAAAUUUGAUUGUAUAAUUUUGCUGAUUUUAGAGUUGGAAAUUCACACUGUAAGUCAUUGGCUCAUGUGCCCGUGUCUUUCAUAUUUACUUCACUGAAGACUCACUGGAUUAUGUUAUCCCAAAGAAAUAAGGAACUUUGUUCUCUCUC
Hibiscus syriacus is the source of this 961-nucleotide messenger RNA. RefSeq lists its product as uncharacterized. The coding region runs from base 175 to 759 and encodes 194 amino acids. Lineage: Eukaryota; Viridiplantae; Streptophyta; Magnoliopsida; Malvales; Malvaceae. The transcript has 6 exons. The record is from RefSeq and is a predicted model, not a curated record.